Molecule: messenger RNA, 1304 nt
Organism: Linum trigynum
Lineage: Eukaryota; Viridiplantae; Streptophyta; Magnoliopsida; Malpighiales; Linaceae
Source: the annotation of a GenBank genome assembly
GUUAUGGUAUAGUAUUUCUCCCUUAACCUUUCAUCAAUGACGUUUUGGUCUAAUGUAACUAAACAUCAACUGGUUCACAAUGGGCCCCCAGCAAGACAUCAUUCACCUCAGCCCGCAUCUUAGGCCCAAUAGAAUAAGGGAGUUUGUUACUUACCUUGGCGCCGACUGCCAGGAAAUACAGCGCGGCAAAGAAACAGAAAUGUCAGGAUUGAGGCGCUGCUGCUACGGCUUCCCUUCUCUCCACUGCUUCGCUACAGUUCACAAAACCCUAAUCAGUUAUCGAUGCUCCGAUUCCAGGCUUCUCCUUCCCACUACUGCAUCGCCGUUGAAUUUCCGCCGCCCCAUUUCCGUUUCCGCGCCAUUGAAGAAACGAAGCUUCUCCGCUCCCGCCAUCGCUCCCGCCGUCGAUUAUCCUCUUUCGGGAGUCGACGACGUUCUGGUUGGGUAUUUGUCGGGGAAGAAGAAGGCAACUGAAGUGGCUCAUUUGGUUUGGAGGCGUGUUGUUCAGCCAGGGGAUACAGUGGUAGAUGCCACUUGUGGCAACGGUCAUGACACUCUAGAGAUGGUCAAAAUGGUUGCUGAUGAAUCGGGCAGAGGGCGUGUUUACGGACUGGACAUUCAGAAGGAUGCUUUGGACACUACUUCAUCUUUGCUCAAUGAGAGUCUCAGUCCCAGGGAGAGAGCACUUGUCAAGCUUUCCGGUAUCUGCCACAGUAGAAUGGAAGAAAUAGUACCUGAAAAUAGUCCAGUUAGGCUUGUGGCAUUCAACCUGGGCUAUCUUCCAGGGGGCAACAAAAAUAUCAUCACAGUUCCACAAACAACCCGGUUAGCCUUAGAUGCAGCCAAGAGGAUUCUUCUAGCCCCCGGAGGACUCAUCAGUUUAGUUGUUUAUGUAGGGCAUCCUGGUGGAAGGGACGAAUUGGAGGCUGUUGAAGGUUUUGCUUCAGGAUUACCUGCUGAUGAAUGGAGCUGCUGCAAGUUCCAGAUGUUAAACAGACCUUCAGCUCCUGUAUUGGUUUUCUUGUUCAAGAGAUGACUUGAUGAUUAAGCUGUUAUUCUGCAAUCUUUCUUGUAAACAAAAUGUUUCAGGUUUAUUUUUUAAGGCAAUUUCAAGUCAUGUUGAUCAGCUGCCAAAACUUCUCCACAAGAAAGAGAGGUUUUAGCUUUUAGGCGGGGAAAAUUGGCGGCAAAAACAAUAAAUAAUCGAUCACGAUGGGACUCGAACCCACAAUCUCCCGCUCCGGAGGCGAGCGCCUUAUCCAUUAGGCCACGCGAUCAUUUGCUAAUAAUCUUUUGAAUACUGU